Messenger RNA from Oncorhynchus gorbuscha (pink salmon), 3599 nucleotides. RefSeq names its product protein FAM214A-like. The record is from RefSeq and is a predicted model, not a curated record. Bases 210 to 3449 code for a protein of 1079 amino acids. Lineage: Eukaryota; Metazoa; Chordata; Actinopteri; Salmoniformes; Salmonidae. The transcript is spliced from 8 exons.
CCCCAGAACAGGAAUAGUGUUGUCCUUCCUCCCUUCCUGUCUGUGUUUAGUGGUUAGUCUGGGCCAGGGUGUUGUAGCAUGUUGUCUCCUACUCUACAAGAGAACAGGAGCCUGCUGCCAUUUGAUUUGUCUGAGUUCCAUUUCUUAUCCCAUUCUACACUGUCUAUGAUCUCUGAAUGCGUGUUCUUGCUUGAAAUGUGUAACUUGAAAUGUAUCCCCGUCAGAAUGUAUCUGACCAGUGUUUUCCUUUUCCCCUUCUUCCAGAUGUGGUGACGGAGGAGUUCUUUGAGUACGAUGCUGAGGACUUCCUGGUGUUCCUGACCCUGUUGAUCACUGAGGGACGGACUCCAGAAUGUUCUGUGAAGGGUCGCACAGAGGGGCUGCACUGCCCCCCUGCAAAGUCCGCCCUGCCGCCUCUACACAGGCACGAGUGCAGCGACAAACUGCCACAGUGUGUGCAGGCGCGGCGUGUGCGCUCGGAGGUGUGUGUGUUGUGGAGGAACAGUACUCCCAUCAUGGUGGAGGUGAUGCUGCUGCCAGACUGUUGCUAUGGAGACGAGAGUCCCCCUAGUGACCCCAUCAGUGACCCAGCGAUCAAACAAGACGCUCUGCUACUGGAGCGAUGGACUCUGCAACCUGUACCACGACAGAGCGGUGAUAGGUUUAUAGAGGAGAAGACUCUGCUGUUGGCUGUUCGUUCCUACGUCUUCUUCUCCCAGCUCAGUGCCUGGCUCAGUGCUUCUCACGGCAUUGUACCCCGAAACAUCCUGUAUAGGAUCAGUGCAGCAGAUGAGGAGUGUGUCUGUCAGUUCUCCCAGCCCCCAGCGGUGCACCUGUUCCCUGUCCCUAACGUGUCUCAGAGUGUUGCCCUGAGGCUCAGGGUCCAGUCACUCCCCCGUCAGCCCACCUACCCCACCCUGGCCUGUAGCAUACACACCGGCCUGACCCUGGCCCCACUCUACAGCAAGACCCCCAGCCUUAAGUCCAACCUCAGCCCUAACCUCUACAGCAAGACAUCUAGCCUUAACCCAGGCCUGAACCCUAAUCCGCCUCUGUACGAGAGGAGCCACAACUCUAAAGAGAGCCACAACAGAGCGGCUCUGCCUUUCUCUGGCCUCCCCUUCCCCAGUCCUGCCAGUCUCCCCCUGCCUAGUAAGAGAGGCCCGGACCCCACAGACAGCCAUGGUCAUUCUAGCCAGAAUGGAUCAGACCUCCCCCAGGUCAAUAAGGGGCAGACCUCAUCCCCCUACCACCUCCCCCUCUCCCCACGGCCCUCCCCCCGCCCCCACAGGAAGCUGUCCUCCACUCUGCCCCUCCCCCCCGGGGGAAAGACUGUCAGGUGGCUCUAUGCCCUCACCUCAGACCCCUCCGAUGACAUCACACACACCACCGAGGAUUAUGGGAAGGCCGUCAACGGGGCCGAGAGCUCCAAGGGGAGUGGCUCCGAAGCCCUCCGGGCCUUUAAGACUUAUUCUUUGGCAGAGCCCCCGCGGUGCCCCUCCCCCAGACCCUCCUCUGAGACCAACCCUCUGAUUGGCUCGCUGCUCCAGGAAAGACAGGAAGUCAUCGCCCGGAUCGCUCAGCGCCUCAACUUCUGCGACCCGACCGCCCCCCAUCUCCCCCCUGCCCUCUUCACCCCCGACACCCCCACCAAGACCACUGUCCGGAGCAGUUACCUUGGCAACACCACGCUCUGCAAGACCAAAGAGCCAGAGGGAGCUCCGCCUACUGAGGACACCCCACCCUCCCCUUUCGACACGCCCAUUGGCGAUGCAGCAGCUAUUAUCAGGGAGACGCUGUCCCCGAAACCUGUUGCCUGCCGCAGACUGAGACUCCCAGAGGACAGAGAUGGAGAGAGACUGAGAGACAGAGACCAAGUCAGGGAGACACUGAGAGACCUGGAGACACAGAGAGACAGAGCGGCGUUGAGAGACCGACAGCGAGAGAGAGACAGUAGUCUCUUGUCUCAUGCUGUUCAGGACAUUACCAGACUGAUUCAGGACAGACUGUCUGUCCCCUCUCUGUCCCCAACACACAGCCGCAGCAGCAGCCCGCUACACAAACCACAUACACACAGCACACACACGCUGUGCACUGACACACACACCACACACCGAGGCGGCAACAGUCAUAGCAGUGGCCACUGCAACGGCUACACACCCAGCCAUGACACACACACUCCCUCACACACACCUGCUAGCACAGACAGAGCUGGUGCUCCUCCAGAGACAGACAGUCCAAUCAGAGCCCAGAACGGCUGUUCAACACUUGAAGAACAUCAGGUCAGCCCCCAACUCCAAAUCCUGCCCCAGUCUUCUUCUCUAGUCAUCCCACGGCCUCUAUCCCAGCCCCAGUCUUCUUCUCUAGUCAUCCCACGGCCUCUACCCCAGCCACAGUCUUCUUCUCUAGUCAUCCCACGGCCUCUACCCCAGCCCCAGUCUCAGGCCUCUCCUCUACUCAGCCCCAAGAGUCCCAGGGCCAAGACCUCAAAGAGUUUACACCCCAACCGCCCCCAAGAGGAGCCCAGACCCUCCUCUCAUAAAGACAACAUCCUGAGGACCAUCCAGACCCUGACAGUGACCCAGACCACCACCCUGACCCAGACCACUGCACAGACCUUGACCACUAAGCUCACCCACACCCAAACCACUGCUCUCAUCCAGAACCACAUGAAACCUCUGACUCAGUCUCACAACCAGACCCAGACAGUCUCUCGAACUCCACCCUCACGGACUCAGGGCAGCCCUCGAACCCAGCCCUCUAGUCUCCAGGAUGAGAACCAGCCCCCCCCAGGUUCCAAGUCCUCCAGCCCCCCCAGUCCUGCUACCACACCCCCUGGCACAGAGCCCAACACUGUCCUGCGUUCUCCCUCGCCCCUGAGACCGUGUAACAGUCGGAGGAAACACAACCGUCACUCUCUGGAUUCCACCCUCACCAAGGCCUUCCACCCCUGUACCGGCCUGCCCCUGCUCUCCAGCCCUGUUCCUCAGAGGAGAACUCAGACUGGUUACUUUGACCUGGACUCUUCUCUGACCAGCUGUAAAGGACUGCCCUGGACCGCAGGGAAGAGAGUGUGUGUGAAGAGAGUGGAGGAGUCAGAAGAACCUCAGCCGCUGUUCAGUGCCAGUGCUCCACCUGCCAGCCUCAGUCUACUGGGCAACUUUGAGGAGUGUGUGUUGAACUACCGCCUGGAGCCGUUGGGGUCGGUGGAGGGUUUCACGGCCGAGGUGGGUGCUUCCGGAACCUUCUGCCCCAGUCACAUGACCUUCCCCGUUGACGUUUCCUUCUACAGCGUCUCUGACGACAACGCACCCUCGCCAUACAUGGUGAGACACACCUACAGUACAUACACAGACAUAUUAUAUAUAUCCCCCACACACUUUAUAUACCCUGAACAAAAAUAUAAAUGCAACAAUUUCAAAGAUUUUACUGAGCUACAGUUCAUAUAAGGUAAUCAGUCAAUUGAAAUAAAUGAAUUAGGCCCUAAAUUAUGGUUUUCACAUGAGUGAAAAAGCAGUCAGUAUCUGGUGUGACCACCAUUUGCCUCAUGCAGCGCGGCACAUCUCAUUCACAUAGAGUUAAUCAGGCUGUUGAUUGUG